AUGGAUGAAGCACUCUUACUUCUCUUUAUUCAAGAUCUUCAGCCAUUCACCAUAGUAGACGAUGUUGGUUUUAAAAAAUUUAUUUCUGCUACUAAUCCUCCAGGUGCCAAUGAAAUGGCUUACAAUAAUUUAAAGGAGUUAAAUAACAUCAAAGCAGUUUGUUUAACUACCGAUACAUGGACUUCCAGAAAUACAACUUGUUUUCUGAGUCUAACCACCCAUUACAUUACCAAUGACUACGAAUUACGAAACCAACGACAACUAUACUCUAAUAAAAAUCCAAGGAAACUGAUCCAAGAUGUGGUAACAAGAUGGAAUUCCACAUUCUAUAUGCUAGAACGUUUUUGUGAAUUGGAAGAAGCUAUUCGAACCACCAUAUCAUUAAUUAAAAAAGAAUUAUCAGUAAUUACUUCAGACGAAUGGGAUAUCAUCAAAGAAUUGGUAACAAUUUUAAAACCACUAGAAAAUGUGACCAACAUUAUUUGUGGUGAAAAGUACGUAACAGCGUCUUUAGCAGUUGUACUAACGGACGGUUUGUUAGCAACUUACACUGACUUUAAAAAUCAAGAUUUUACUGACGUUAUCAUUAGCGUGGUUAAAUCUAUACUAAAUGGCUUACAUAUUAAACUGAACAACUUAGAAGAUAAUAAUUCAUUGGCACUUGCCUUGUUACUAGAUCCACGAUUUAAAUCUUUAGGGUUUAGUAACAGCGUAUCUGUGGAAAAAGCUACAAAUCUAUUGCAAUUAUUGGUAGCUCAAUCAAUUGGCGAUAGCAAUGCCAAUAAAAAAAAUAUCACAGACAAACCAAUAAAUGUUGAUCCUCAUUCAAUAUGGAAAACUUUUGAAAAGCGGCUCAUAAAGCAACAGCCGGUAGCUAGUAAUUCAUCAUAA
Messenger RNA from Onthophagus taurus, 891 nucleotides. The record is from RefSeq and is a predicted model, not a curated record. NCBI's taxonomy places the organism in Eukaryota, Metazoa, Arthropoda, Insecta, Coleoptera, Scarabaeidae.